GUGACUUACCCUGGGUCACACAGCUAAGAAGUGUCCAGGCCAGAUUUGAACCCAGGUCUCUGGACCUGGCUCAAUGUAUAGGAUAAGCAUGCCACUGCAGACCUCCCAGUCUUGCUUCUACAUCUCUUCCCUAGUUUCAUUCUCACCCAAGCAUAAAGUUGAAAUACAGAAUCAGGAGGAAAAUAAAAACUGUGAAGACAAGUUUAUAUAUUAGGCAAAGAGCCUUUCCCCAAGUGGGAUCUCAGCAUCCACUGAUACUAAAUACACCCUUCUUCCUUUGCUCUGUCCCACAGUGUUACGUUCAAGACUGAGAUUAAGAGGCUGAUCUACAUUCAUAUAGGCCUGUGGCUCCUGUUAGCUGCCCAGAUGUGUGUGGGGCAUCUGAAGCUCCUGUCAUAUGAUCAAGUUGCUAUGCCCUACCAAUGGGAAUACCCCUACCUGCUGAGCAUCGUGCCCUCUGGCUUUGGCCUACUCUCAUUCCCCCGAAACAACAUAAGCUAUUUGGUGCUCUCCAUGAUCAGCACUGGGCUUUUCUCCAUUGCCCCUCUUAUCUAUGGCACCAUGGAGAUGUUUCCUGCCGCACAGCAGCUAUACCUCCAUGGCAAGGCAUACCGAGUCAUCUUUGGCAUUUCUGCUGUCGCUGUUAUGUACCUGGUGCUGGUAGUAGCUGUCCAGGUGCAUGCUUGGCAGCUCUACUACAGUAAGAAACUACUGGACUCUUGGUUCACCAGUACACAAGAGAAGAAGCGUAAAUGAGGAUUGUCAUAUGGACUAUGGGCUGUAAUUGGGGUUGGGGCUGGGGGAGGGGAGAGGGGAUGCUGGCCCUCAAAUUGAGAAGAGAGGGAGGGUAGAGGGACUGGUCCUGAAAUAUUCUCCACGCCACUGGCCUAAUACGGUUGACAGCUGGUGCACAUGAAGCUAAAAUUCCAGAAAACCUUUUUGAAAACUGCAUUUGAAAGGCUGUGUUGAUGUAGGGCUGGGAGUUGGAUGGGGCUCCCUUUGAUCAGGAUUGGAUGAUCCAAUGCUGUGGCUUGAGCCCCUGGGGUUUUGGCUUUUCUGGAUUCCUUUUAGAGAUGGAUUAUCCUUUUCUUCUCCUAUCUGUCAUCCAUUUUACUCCUUUCCAUCCCUCAACUCCUUUCCUAUAGCCAUGAAAACAAGCAGAGACUAAGCAGAAGCUGGUCAUGAAUCAGAUAACACACUUUUUGGGAAGGAAAUAUCUGUAGGCUCUGGUCUCUGACUCCAAGAAGCAUGGCUCAAAAAAGGAACUCAAUAAAAUUCAACCAUUACCUGA
This is a messenger RNA of Gracilinanus agilis (Agile Gracile Mouse Opossum), 1291 nucleotides long. RefSeq names its product protein jagunal homolog 1. The record is from RefSeq and is a predicted model, not a curated record. Lineage: Eukaryota; Metazoa; Chordata; Mammalia; Didelphimorphia; Didelphidae. Gene Ontology annotation, biological process: granulocyte colony-stimulating factor signaling pathway; endoplasmic reticulum organization; vesicle-mediated transport. Bases 367 to 756 code for a protein of 129 amino acids. Gene Ontology annotation, cellular component: endoplasmic reticulum membrane. The transcript has a single exon.